Messenger RNA from Phascolarctos cinereus (koala), 1425 nucleotides. The record is from RefSeq and is a predicted model, not a curated record. NCBI's taxonomy places the organism in Eukaryota, Metazoa, Chordata, Mammalia, Diprotodontia, Phascolarctidae.
UGGGGAGAAAGGCUGGGCUAGGGCCAAAGGGGAUCUGGAAGUACAAGAUCCAGGAGGGAGAAGUUGGGGGGCAGGGUCACUAAGCCCCCAGGGGUACUGGAAAGAUGGGCAGAUGCCAUUCCAGGCUGCCCCAGGUGGGAAAAACCCUGAGGCCUCAGCAGAAGGAUCUGCUCAAAUCCCUCCGGAUCAUCUUCGUAAUGGGAGGACCAGGCUGUGGCAAGGGGACACAAUGUGAGAACAUGGCAGCCAAGUACGGUUUCUGCCACGUGGGCCUUGGGGAGCUAUUGAGGGAGGAGGCAAAUCAGGCCACUGUGCGGGGCCAGCAAAUCCGGGACAUCAUGCUAAAGGGCCUUCUGGUGCCCACGGGUGUGAUUCUGGACAUGGUGAGUGACAACAUGUUGUCCCGACCAGAAAGCAAAGGCUUUCUCAUAGAUGGAUUCCCCCGGGAGCUCAACCAAGCCAAGGAGUUUGAACGCAUUGCAGUGAAGAGAAAAAAGUCGGUCUGCAGAAGACCUCAGGUGGGCCGAUCCCCCAACAUCGUCAUUGUCUUUGAUUGCUCCACGGAGACCAUGAUUCACCGAGUGCUGCUUCGAGGCCAGAAAGGACACCGUGAGGAUGAUGCUGAAGAUGUUGUACGACAGCGGCUGGAGACCCAUUACACCCUAUGUGAGCCCAUCUUGGCUUUCUACCAGCAGAAAAACCUUCUCCGGAAUAUCCUGGCAGAAGAUGCUGCAGAAAACAUCUUUGCCAAAUGCUGCUCCGUCAUCGACAGUCUGCAGUAGAGUCUGAGCCCUCCCCUACCCCCACUGGAGGCCCAGAGCUCCAAGAUGCCCAACCUUUCAAGACAGCCUCGAGCCUCAACACUCACAGUAGUUGCCAUUUCCUGGGGAACUCUAUGAGGUAAAAGGGAGGAGGGCUUGGAGAAAAGUCUGUCUACCUCUCUACAGCAAAGUCAAGCAAUGGAAUGGAACACCCUGUCCCCAACAAUCACGGGCAGUUAUGGGUACUCUGAAAUACUCAGAAUUAUCAGAAGACUGCCUAAGGUAGUGGAAUGAAUGCUAGCCUUGGAGACGAGAGAACUGCAUUUCAAUCCUGUCUUCACCUCUUACUUAUUGUGUGUCCUUGGACGAGUUGUCUCUCUGAAUAUCUUUUCCUGUAAAAUAUGACAGGCAGCAUUGGGCAGCUGGACAAGCGCUAGACUUGGAGGCGGAGGGGCCUGGGUUUAAAUCUGGAUUUGGAUGCCUGCUGGCUGCAUCCUGGUACCUCUGGAGCCUCUUUCCAACUAUAAAGUGGAACUAAUAGAAUUCUCAUGCUGUCUAAUACUUCAAAAUGCAUUAUAAAUCCUAAAGGGCUAUAGAGAUGGGAGAUCGCUCUUUCCCAUCCUUAGGAAAUAUAGAUGGUGACCUCUCUUUCAAGGGUUAAUGG